Molecule: messenger RNA, 1648 nt
Organism: Moneuplotes crassus
Lineage: Eukaryota; Ciliophora; Spirotrichea; Euplotida; Euplotidae
Source: the annotation of a GenBank genome assembly
UCCAAUAUGGAAAAAGUUGUGAAAAGAGCCAAGGUUAACGAAGAAGAUGAGGUUCAUACAUCUGAAAAAGUUCUAGACCAGGUUGAGAAGGACCAUAAGCAGAAAGCCAAGAAUUUAGAUACUACUAAAGACAACAAUGAGGAUGCUAAAGAAGAACAGAAGAAGGAAGAACAGAAGAAGGAAGAACAAAAUAAAUACAAAGAAGAAGAAAAAGAAGAAGGACCUUCUGAGUAUUUGAUCAUGUUCCAAAAUGCUGAAGGUGAACCAGUUGGAGACCAGAUUAUGCUUGAUUCCAGAACGACCAAGAGGAAUCUUGUCUCAUUACUGAACACUUUCUUGGAGAAUGAAGAAAAGCUGCCUUACUCUUUAUAUAUUGGGGAUGAAACUAACCAAUCAGAAGUAAGAAGCUCUAUCCUUGAUUCAGUAAAAGAAUUGCCUAAUGCUAAAUAUAAUGCAGAGACUGUCAUUCCUAUUAUCUAUAAGCCUGAAGCAAUGUUUAGAGUUAGGCCUAUUACCAGAGCAAGUACUACCCUGGAAGGACACACUGAGGCCAUUUUAGCAACCAAUUUUUCACCAGAUGGGAAAAAUUUAGCCACUGGAUCAGGAGACUGAACUGUUAGGAUCUGGGAUAUUUUUACAGAAACUCCACAUCACACUCUUGAAGGGCACACUGACUGGGUCUUCUUUGUAUGCUUCUCACCAGACUGCAAGAGAAUAGCAUCAGGAGGAAAGGAUAAGAAAAUUAUCAUUUGGGAUGCAAAGAAGGGAGAGAUGAUAAAUAAGCCUCUUUCUGGUCAUAAAGAUUACAUCACCUCUCUUUCAUGGGAACCAUUCUUCAAAAACUCAGAGUGAAGGUAUCUGGUGAGUAGUUCUAAAGACCAGACUUGCAAAAUAUGGGAUACUAUCACUGGAGUUCCAUUAAAGACAUUGAAAGGACACACAGAUCAUGUGACCAAAGUCAUAUGGGGAGGAGAAGACCUUAUUUACAGUGCUUCAAGAGAUACAACAAUUAAGUGUUGGAAUGCCAAGAAAGGAAAAUUAGCUAGAGAGCUUAAAGGCCACGGUCACUGGGUGAACACCUUAGCACUUAGCACCGAUUAUGUACUCAGAACUUCAUGUUUUGAUCAUACUCAAAAGGAAUUUUCAUCAACUAAAGAGAUGAAGCAAUAUGCUUUGGAAAGAUAUAACAAAGCCAUGAGUAAGAAGGGUCAUGAAAGACUUGUAAGCGGAUCUGAUGACUAUACCUUGUUCUUGUGGGAACCAUAUAUUUCCAAGAAACCAAUUGCAAGGAUGACUGGACACCAACAACUCAUAAAUCAGGUUGUGUUUAGCCCUGAUGGUCAGUUCUUUGUGAGCGCAUCUUUCGAUCAAUCUAUUAAGUUAUGGGAUGGUAAAAGUGGGAAGUUCAUGCAUACUUUCCGUGCCCAUGUUGGAAGAGUGUAUCAAGUCGCAUGGUCUGCUGAUAGUAGACUACUUGUCAGUGGCUCAAAAGAUACCACACUCAAAGUAUGGGAUAUGAAACGUAAGAAGCUUAUGUUUGACCUCCCAGGUCAUGCUGAUGAAGUCUACGCUGUUGACUGGAGUCCUGAUGGAGAAAAAGUUGCAAGCGGAAGCAAAGACAAAAGACUUCGAAUUUGGAAAAAUUAAG